Molecule: messenger RNA, 948 nt
Organism: Clonostachys rhizophaga
Lineage: Eukaryota; Fungi; Ascomycota; Sordariomycetes; Hypocreales; Bionectriaceae
Source: the annotation of a GenBank genome assembly
AUGGAGCUUGAAGAUCCUGAAUACAUUAGCUUGAGGCCGUACUCCUUCACCCUCCCGACCCCGUUCCAGUCAACUUGUCGGGGAGGGCCGGUAGAUGCGAUACGAGCAGCGAUUGGCUCGAAAGCUCCUACGCCGGCAUUUCUUCAUCAUGGCCUUGUUGCGGCUCUGAACGGCGGUAAUGUCGAGGCCACGCGCUACCUGCUAGACAUUGGUGCGCCAAUCGCUCGUCUCGUUGUUCACAAUGUCCUUGCGGCGCCAUCUGAUCGCCAGGCGCCCCUUCUUGAUCUUUUGGCAGACCAUGGCUGGAGUCCCAACUCCCCGUACUACCAAGGGGCUGUCAUGCUCCCCAGAGUUGUCACGAAUAUCAGCGUCCUCAGAUGGCUUCUAGAUCAUGGAGUAAACCCCAAUCACAGUGGUCAGUACAAUCAUCUGACCGGGACCGGUGAGCCUGAGUCGAAUUCAUGCGCCGCGCUCGAGGCAGCUGCCGCACGAGGGACGGCAGAGGCAGUCAAGAUGCUGUUGGAAGCAGGCGCUGAAAUCGACAACGGCACACCGCUACACUUUGCAGCGGGAGUGUCUCCGCCUGGAGCAAACCCUCACGCCGGCCGAGUUACACCAACCAAUGAAUUUGAUAUAGGCAGAAUACCAGUGAUGAGCCUACUCGUCGAGCGAGGCGCCAAGGUGAACCAAAGAGCCGAAACUCGCCACAUGGUACCACGGUAUCCCAUUGUGCACGCCGUGAUGGCAGGGGCGAUUGAGCGAGUGAGAUGGCUACUGCAACAUGGGGCUGAUCCGCAUCUGAAGGGGAACUUUGGGAGUGCGAUGGAACAUGCGAAACAUGGAAGCGAGGAAAUGAGAAAGGUCCUCAAGGAGGGUGAUGCAACAGUACAAAAUGUUGAUGAUGAAGACAACGGAGAGGGAGAGACUCAAGGAGGAGAAACUAAGUAG